This is a messenger RNA of Mauremys reevesii (Reeves's turtle), 2838 nucleotides long. RefSeq names its product GRB10-interacting GYF protein 2-like. The record is from RefSeq and is a predicted model, not a curated record. The transcript has 3 exons. The coding region runs from base 89 to 1099 and encodes 336 amino acids. NCBI's taxonomy places the organism in Eukaryota, Metazoa, Chordata, Testudines, Geoemydidae.
GGAAGGGGCAGUCUCCAGGCUGAAGGGAGACCCCCCUGGAAAAAGGAGAGAAGAAGACCUGCAGGACAUCAUCUCGUGGCAGCUCCCCAUGGCUCUUUCCACUUGCUCUGGACGAGAUGAGGGUUAUAAGCUGGUCGUCCAGGACCGUUUUGAGGCAGGGAUGCGGGAGCUGGUGUGUUUCACCCAACACCUACUCGAAGCUGAGGCAGAUCCACAUGCACACGAGAAAAUCCGGGAACGAAUCGAGGCAGCUUCCCGAGAGAUGUCAGCAGCAGAAGAGGAGCUGGGAAGGCGGCUGGAGACGGUAGAUUCCAGAACCGAGGAGCUAGUAGUGAAGAAGAAAAGCCUGCAAGACGAGCAAGAGGAAAAGAAAGAGAACCUCAAGUGCUUAAGGAUCCAGCUGGACUCCUGCCACAGGUCGGAAAGAGAGGCCAGAGAGAUGCUGGACGGGGCCAACAGGCACCUCAGAGAAAUGCAGGCCGAGCUGCAGAGACGACGAGCGGACGCGGACAGCAACCGAGUGAUACGAGAUAUCGGCAUCGGGCUGAUGUUUAUUCCUCUCCUGGGGACAAUUGCUGGCUCCAUCAUGGUCGGCUGUGGGCAGGUAGCUUUGGAUGCCGCUGAGAAAGCCGCACGCGAGGCCCAGGAGGCCGUUAAUCGACACAGGAACGAAGCGUCCAGCUACUUAGCAGAAGUCAGCAGGUACGAGGAGCAGGAGCGGCAGGUGGAGGCCGAGAUCACGGCCAAUGAGCAGCAACUGGCUCAGAUCGACGCAGACCUACAGGCGUUGGCUGUGCUACAGGGGGAGAUCGUCACCCUGCAGGACGGGCUGAGGAAAUGUACCACCUUGGUGAACGGGCUAGCAGGGAAGGUCUGCGUGGCUAAGAGGCUCACCGAAGACCUGGUGAUCUACGAGGAGCUGGCCAACAUCCUCGGAGAGGUCGUCCAGCAGGUGCUGCCCCUAAUGAGCCCGGGAGGUGAGGCUGGCACGAGAUUCCUGGCCGCAGGGGAACUCCAGGGCCUCAUUGAGAAGUUAGAGUCGGGCGGUUCCAGCCUCAGAGCCCUGGCAGACACUGAGGCAGCAGCAAUUGAGUUUUAAGGCCACGAUUUCAAAAGCUGAAGGCCCAGGCUCACCGCUGGGCUGCGGCGAGCGCAUGGGUUUCCAUCUACGCUUGAGAAUCGUACCGGGCUACAAUGCUGGUUAGUUGGGCUGCCACCACCCCCACUCCCACCUCCAAGAUCCAACACCCCCUCCCCCAAAAUAGCCUUUGCCCCUCACCUCCACCAUCCUGACCCUCUUCUUCCUCUCAGGCAACCCCUGGGGCUCAAACCCCCAUCUCCACACCCCCAUACCCACUCCUGACUCUCCCUGCUGGUGAGCCUGGCGUCCCGCCCUCCCUUCUCCACCACGUGACCCAGCUCACUCCUCCCAAGAUCCCUGCGCGGCCACUGGGAUUAUGAGUGAAAACACCCCUGGUGCAUGGCAACCAGCAGGAGAAAAACCAGCCAGGUGCCAACCCCAGCUAGGGCUGUGCCAUGUUAACUGACCCAGAGAAACCAGCGCAGCCCCCUGUGUGCAAACAGUUAUACUGGUGUGAAGGAGCCUUUACUGGUUUAGCUUAGUCCCCUUCCCCUGUGGGAACAGGCACUGACAUGCCAGUAUAGCUGCCUCCACACUGCAGGGGGUAGCUAGACAGGAUGAGCUAAAGCAGUUCAACUUCCUAGUGUAGACAAGACCUAAAUUGUUUUUUACGUGGUGGAGUAAAACCGUUGCAACCCCUGUGUGGAUGUGCUUUGUUCUGGCUUAGGAGUAACUGGUGUAAAGCUUGAUCUAUGCUUAAAACUUCUCUGGGUAUUACUGUGUGUGGCAGGGUGUGAAAACAACACCCACCCACACACACCCCAUGGCUGUGCUGGUAAAACCCCCAAUGCAGACACAACUGUGUCGACAGAGGAGUGCUUCCGGCGGGUUCACUAACAUCUUUUCGGGAGGUGGUGUUUGUUGUACCAUCCAAAAAGCUCCUGGUGUUGGCAUGAGCUGCGUCUACACGAGGGAACCCUGCCGGGCUUGCUACACUGACUGUCUCUGCAAUUUAGUUUAAGACAAUUAGAUGCAAAGUGUAAGUCUGGGAACCAGUUUUGGUUUGGAAACAUCUGGCCACUUUCUGAGGGGAGAAAAAGGAAAAUUUUGAAGAAAAAUCCCAACAGUUUUGCUAAAAAUCUGUUAGUUUUUGAAAAAAACAAACCAAAAAAGCCAACAAAUUCAGUAGAAAAUACAUUUUUUUAAAGUCGGUUUGUUUUCAAACCCAGCAGAAUUAAACCUUCUCCAGAAUUUGUUUGAGUUCAGGCAGCCCUAAAAUUGGCAAAUUUUGUGUAUUUAUGGCCGAUCAAAUGGCAAACUACUCACAAUUGCAGAAAUUAUGAACGCAAAUUGUAUGUUUUUCUCCAUAGAUUUUGGGUCUAUUUUUCUGAACAUUUGUCCCUUACUUACCCUUGGUAUUUCAGUCUGGAAAAAGCAAGACUUGAUGAAUUUUCUUGCCUCAAAGCUGUGAAGAAAUAUCUGAGUCUAAUAUCUGAAAUACUGUUUUAGCAGUUUGCUGAGAAGUAUUUUGACAUAGCCCUGGAUUCAGUCUUAGGUGUUUCAUUUUUCUGAUCUAGUGGUUAGAAGAAGGGAGCUGGGAGCCAGGACUCCUGGGUUCUCUCCUCGGCUCUGGGAGGGGGGUCUAGUGGGUUAGAGCAGGGGGGGAUGGGAGCCAGGACUCCUGGGUUCCAUCCCCAGCUGUAGGAGUGGGGUCCAGUGGGUUAGAGUGAGAGGGUCACUGGGAGCAGGGACAAGAG